UCGAGUCCAGCGAGACGCUUCCCGUCUGGCAUGACUCUGCCCCGAGAGAGUCUUGCAGCAUUACUGGGGUAGGCAAGAGCGACAGAUUCUUUCGGUGAAACUGGUGUGUCUGUGCGUGUUCUGUCUGUGUCCGUAACGCGGGGAAAGAAAAGCGAGGAGGAAAUUAAGAGAGGAAUUUCGCCUGCUAAACAAACUGUUCUGUUUGUGAUCGCGAUAUCAUCAUUACUAUGUGUGUCUGUGGAGUCUUUUCUCCCGCGUACUUGAGCCAGUUGGUCUCGAAAUUGUAACGUUGUCUUUCAGUGGUCUUGACGAUGGUUGCAAAGACCCUUUUCGUGGAUGUCUUUCAGUGCUGAGAGAGGAAAGAGAGAUUGGAAGUUUCGUCCUAGUUUGUGUAAAACAGUGCUGGAUUCUUGGCGUAAAUCUAUUUCAUUGCAAGAGAUGAGUCAGAGAUAUUGAUUCGACGAGCUCUCAGGAAUAUUUGAUCAUUCUGAAGCAUGAGUGGUGUGAGGAGAGCCGCGUUGCUGCUGAGCCUACUGGUGCUUGAUGUUGCAUUGCUGAGGCUGGCCUCGGGAUGCGAGUACAGAAGCCUCGACCCGAGGCAUACCAUGUGUUCCUUCCGCCCGAGGCAGUGCUCCGGAAAGAACCUCUUGAAGAGUGGAGGACUUACCUGUCAGGAUAAGGAAUUAAUCCUGAAUACCCAUAACACCCUUAGACAAAAGGUGUCUAUGGGUCAUGUUCGUAACCAACCACCUGCCAUCAACAUGCGUACUAUGGUGUGGGACGACGAAUUAGCGACAGUGGCCCAACGUUGGGCCGACCAAUGUAUGCCGGGUCAUGACCGAUCCAGGAACGUCCAGCGAUUUACGGUGGGCCAAAACGUCGCAGCAACUUGGACCUUCGACCGGGACGUCGGGGACACCCCAGAUUUCGCCAAACAGAUCGAAGCCUGGUUCGACGAGGUCAAUCAGUACGGCUUCCAGAAGGGCAACGUCGACCCCUUCAGGUUCAACAAAGCCACUGGACACUAUACUCAGAUGGUUUGGGCUGAAACAUACCUUGUGGGUUGUGGCUACGCUUAUUACAAGGAUCCAUCGCGAGGUUACACCAAGAUCUAUGUUUGCAACUAUGCUCCUGGGGGUAAUGUGAUUGGUGGCUCCAUGUACAAGCUUGGAUUCCCUGGGCAACAGUACUGCGUCAGUGACGGUCUUCAUCCAUCUACUGCUUAUCAAGGACUUUGCGACCUAGAUGCUGUGAACCAGCCAACACCGUGCUCUUCAGGAUCAGGUUUCAUGCAGCCACCACCACCACCGCUUUCCAACAGUCUCAUGUCUGACAACGGACAUCACCACCACAUGGAUGCAGAACAUCAUCAGAUGCUCCCUCCCCCAAGCCCACAUCCCAUGAUGGGUCCUGGUGCCCAUCCCAUGAUGAUGCAUCCUCCUCACCACCCAAUGAUGGGCCCACCUGGUGAUCACGAGUACCUCGACCUCGAAGACGAGCACGACCUCAUGAGACCGACGGACUUCCUCAUGAAGGGCAUCCAAGAGCCUUUCAUGGGCCUCAUGAAGAUUUUGAAUCCGUGGAAUAUCAUCAAUAGAUUUCGAGGAUAACUAGAACCACAUUUUGCAACCCAUUUGUCCAUAUUUGUCCCCCCCCAUCAUCAUACUCACCUCAUAACUGCAAACAGUUUCCUGCCUAUCAGUUACCAAUGUGUCUGCUUGAUUACAUAAAUUUUAUUAUAGAGUAUUUCAAAAGGACAGACGACUGUAACAUCAUCAUUCAUUCCUAAUAUUUUGUGAUAUGUGGAUAUAAGUAUUUUAUCAUUUUUUUUUUAGGGCUUGGGUGUGUAUCGGCUAAUUAGUGGUUGAUACUGUGAAUUACUGACAUUUGUUUAGAUAGUGUGUAUGCAUAUCUGGUCUAACUUGAAACUCAACAGCCUUUGGUUCCCCAGUACACCAAGAAUCCUGUUCAUUUAUUCUGGCACAUUAAGAAUUGAGAUAACUACUCGAGUUGCUUAAGGUAUAAACACACUUCAAGAUUUCAUUCACUUUUCAGGAAAUCUUUUACCACCUAAUUCAGAAUAUUCCCCUGAAUGUUAUGCCUAUGUUGUAUGUAGCACUUCAAACUUAAAAUAUGGUUUUGUAUGUACUAGAUUGCCAUUGUCUUCGUGUAUGACUGACAGGAGAGCUCAGUGACAAAAAAUUUUGUAUUGGUGUCCAAAACUUGUAAAACAAAUGGACGUAAAACUCGACUAUCUGAAAUGGAAAUACAGAAUCCCUAAAUGGCACACCAUCACAAAUCCAGUAGUGCCUAGCUUAGUGAUAGUGGCCAUUUUGCUUACUUGCUUUGCAGUUAAAGUAAAUCAGCUGGAGCACCUCAGAGGUUUUUCUCUUUGUAAGACAAAGCCAUUGUAAAUGAGCUGCUGCUUAAAAAUUUAUUGGUUUUAUUGGUGUAACUCACCAAACAUAAGGGUGCAAUCAAUGAAAAAAAAAUCCAGUUUUUUCUCUAAAGUUUCCAGUUUAUGUAUAACCACACGUUAUUCCUGAGUUCACCAGAGUUUAUUUCUCUGGUUUUCAGUAGACUAUGUAUAACCACAGUUUUACUGGAGUUUAUUGUUAAUCACAUCAGUUAUUUACAAUACCAAAAUAUUUCCGGUUCUACUUUCUGUAUGUAGAUCUGCUAGCAACAAAAAAUCUGUUACCUUAACAUUAAGGACUCUCUUUUGAGUCUGUUCUGAAAUUACCAUAUACUACUGUCAUUACACCUUCAACUUGAAGACUCAGCAAAUUGUUAUUUUUUAUUUUACUGGUUUCACCAAAAAGUUUUUUAUAGGAAUAUUUUGUUUGGUCACAUUUUUAGUUGUAGAGCAGAAUACAAAAACUAGGUAUUUAUUAACUUAACUAUAUACCUGAUAUAUAUGGGAUAUUUAAAUCCACGGAUUGAUCUAUGGUAUUUGCAGGUUUUCUUAUUUCCUCACUUCACCACAUACGAAAAUUAAAAAGUAAAUUCUUUGAACAAGUGGAGGGUUAUUAUUUUUUAAUCAGUGUAAUGUGGAAUUUGUGCAUCAGGGAAAUUACCUGAUUUCCAUGUUUAUUUUGAUUUGGGAGAAUCCCAAAGAAUGCACAUGUAGGUGCACCUUGCUAUUCAUGAAUUUCAGUUUACCAUUAUUAGCCUUAGGAACUUAAAUCCCUGCAAAUACUAUAAAGUCACUCUUAUGUGCAGUACUUUAUUUGUACUACAGUAUAGUGUAUAAAAGUUGUACAAUUAUCAAAAUAAAUUACAAAAAUAGGGAGGCUUGGAUUGGCUGAAGGGGAGGAAAGGAGGCCAUACAGAAAUAUAAUAUGCCAUUGCACACUGUCCAUUGUUGAAUUUACAUCUUGGUAACUGAAAGUUAGACUUCUCUUGAAUAAUCACUUUGUUCGUCAUCUCUCAUCAGGAUGAGGCAAUUGACGACUUUUUUUUUACUCUAUUUUCGUUAAGCGUAUGUGUUUUGAACGAGUAUGUAAAGUUGCCUACAGAGGUAACAGUUGUAUAGUAUUAGAAUGAUGAAUCCAGUGAUAAAAACCAUAGCAUGUAUACGGGUUUAGUUAUAAGUGCAUAUGGAAUCACCCCUAAGAACAUUCCUAUUUUCAGUUUUUUUUUUGACAAAAUUCAUUUCUUAUUACAAUUUUGAUACUAAUGACAAUUCAAAUAAGCAAAAUAAUAUAGCAUUGUAAGAAUACUGCAUUACAGUAUCUCUAAAAUACAACAGAACAUUAAUAAAUACCAUUUUCAUAGGUUAUUUCAGACCUAGGUAGUACUCACAACCGAAAACCUAAAUUGGGCUACAUUAUUGAAUCAAUUCAUAAAAUAGCUUACAGAUGGGCAAAUCAUUUUUCUCUAAUAACUUGCUAUUAAUAUGUUGAACAGAAUUCCUUUUUUCAUAAAUUUAAAAAUUACAGUUACUUCAACAUUUCCAAUAUUGUUCAAAGCUGAGGUCUUUACAAAGGCUGAAGAGAUGAUGAUUUUAAAACUGUAUGAUACCUUUAUAUAUGAUGUGAUGUCUUGUAUGUUUAUAGUUUAUGGACGUGAAGUCCCUAAAAAGACACACAAACAAAGAGGCUAUUUAUUGUAUUUAUAGAUUAAUUGCUUUACAUUUUUAUGUGCCAAACUAUAAAGCUGUGCAGAAUAUGUC
Molecule: messenger RNA, 4174 nt
Organism: Macrobrachium nipponense
Lineage: Eukaryota; Metazoa; Arthropoda; Malacostraca; Decapoda; Palaemonidae
Product: venom allergen 5.01-like
Cellular component (GO): extracellular region
Source: RefSeq, a predicted model, not a curated record